Rhinopithecus roxellana (golden snub-nosed monkey) is the source of this 1157-nucleotide messenger RNA. RefSeq names its product neuromedin B (gene NMB). The transcript is spliced from 3 exons. Gene Ontology annotation, biological process: positive regulation of hormone secretion; neuropeptide signaling pathway. Lineage: Eukaryota; Metazoa; Chordata; Mammalia; Primates; Cercopithecidae. Gene Ontology annotation, molecular function: neuromedin B receptor binding; neuropeptide hormone activity. Gene Ontology annotation, cellular component: neuron projection. The coding region runs from base 552 to 1010 and encodes 152 amino acids. The record is from RefSeq and is a predicted model, not a curated record.
GAGGUUGAGUUUGCAGUGAGCCGUGAUCGCGCCACCGCACUCCAACCUGCACGAGACUGCCAGAUCCUGUCUCAGAAAAACAAACAAACAAAAAAAGGCUGUUACCCGGGAGGAGAGCUCCUCGCCCGACCUCUACCCUCAUGAAGAGAGGCUCAGAGGGCUGAAGUGCCUACUUGGCCGAAAGCCGUGGUACAGUGGCAAGGCAGGGCCAGGGGAAGUGGCUUUGCCGCCAGGGCCGGGCCCCUGUUUGCCCGGUGCCCUGUGCCCAGUCCUUAGCCUGAAGGUGGUGGGCUUCAGCCAGAAGCCCCUGGCGGAAGCGGUGCCAGCGUGCGGUUCAGAGUGUGGGUGUGCAGGUCUAUGGGCGACCCAAAAGGGGUGCCCCUGCCCGGUAACCUAGCGUGAGGGUGGGGAGGGCGGCGGGCACGCAGCACUGCUUGGCUGCUCAGGGCAGGCUCCGCCACCAGGGGCGCGGGUUUAAAAGGAGCGAAGGCAGUCCGGGAGCCCAGCGGCUGGGAAGCGCGCCAGAACGGAGCCGCUGCCCUGGCACAGCCAUGGUCCGGCGGGUGGAGGGCGCUCGGCUGCUCAGCAGCCUACUGCUCUUCGCCCUGCUGGCUGCAGACGUCGCCCCGCUCAGCUGGGAUCUCCCGGAGCCCCGCAACCGAGCCGGCAAGAUCCGAGUGCACCCGCGGGGCAACCUCUGGGCCACCGGUCACUUCAUGGGCAAGAAGAGUCUGGAGCCUCCCAGCCCAUCCCCAUUGGGGACAGCUCCCCACACCUCCCUGAGGGACCAGAGACUGCAGCUGAGUCAUGAUCUGCUCAGGAUCCUCCUGCUAAAGAAGGCUCUGAGCGUGAGCCUCAGCCACCCCCGCACCCCACAUCCAGGAGGCUGCUGGUACAAAUACUGCAGAAAUGAUACCAAUAAUGGGACAGACACAACAGCGUGGCUUAGAUUGUGCCCACCCAGGGAAGGUGCUGAAUGGGACCCUGGUGAUGGCCCCAUCUGGAUGUAAAUCCUGAGCCCAAUAUCUGUUACUCCAUUACUGUGAUUUCUGGUUGGGUCACCAGAAAUAUCGCUGAUACAGACACAGAUUAUGUUCCUGCUGUAUUUCCUGCUUCCAUGUUGAAUUUGUGAAUAAAAUCUUGCUCUUUACAUACAA